AUGACUCUUGCGUGGUCCCACCUGGCAUGGCAACGUGCCGACUCCGAAGUUGGUGACUGGGUUGAAGCGGGCCCAAUCCCACCCUUUUCUGAGGACAACAUUGAGUGA
Messenger RNA from Colletotrichum lupini, 108 nucleotides. RefSeq lists its product as uncharacterized. Bases 1 to 108 code for a protein of 35 amino acids. The record is from RefSeq and is a predicted model, not a curated record. NCBI's taxonomy places the organism in Eukaryota, Fungi, Ascomycota, Sordariomycetes, Glomerellales, Glomerellaceae. The transcript has 2 exons.